Messenger RNA from Coregonus clupeaformis (lake whitefish), 2188 nucleotides. RefSeq names its product transmembrane p24 trafficking protein 3 (gene tmed3). The transcript is spliced from 3 exons. Gene Ontology annotation, cellular component: COPII-coated ER to Golgi transport vesicle; COPI vesicle coat; endoplasmic reticulum-Golgi intermediate compartment. The coding region runs from base 335 to 958 and encodes 207 amino acids. Gene Ontology annotation, biological process: endoplasmic reticulum to Golgi vesicle-mediated transport; intracellular protein transport; Golgi organization. NCBI's taxonomy places the organism in Eukaryota, Metazoa, Chordata, Actinopteri, Salmoniformes, Salmonidae. The record is from RefSeq and is a predicted model, not a curated record.
ACAACUGGGUUGAGCUUCCAACUUUAUUGGCUGACCCCUCCUGAUGACCCUGUUGGAGUCACGUCCAAUCGGGUCAUAUCAGGAGGGAUCAGCCAAUCGUGAAGAAAAAAUAAAUAAUACUAUUUCAAAAUGGAGAUUGCCUCAAUAGUGCUUUCCGUGCGCUCAGACGCCAUAAUAGGAACAAUAUAGGGAUACGUUCUCUAUCAUUCUCUAUAGGUGGGAGCUUUCCGAACUUUUUUCAUAUCACCUUGUCAUCACAGAAACAUUGAUGAAGAAGAGACUGGCUGCGACUGUUUGUUGUUGAAGCUUUCAUUUAUAGCAUUUAGCCUGCAGAAUGCGUUCCCUUGGCCUGUGGAGUUUGAUGUUGCAUGUGGUCUUUGUUUGUUCCACGGAGUUGACGUUUGAGUUACCUGAUAACGACAAGCAAUGUUUCUAUGAAGAGCUCCAGAAUGGAGUGAAGUUUGACCUAGACUUUCAAGUGAUUGCAGGAGGGAACUAUGACGUGGACUGCUUUGUAACAGAUCCAGUGAACAACGUCCUGUAUCAGGAGAGGAAGAAGCAGUAUGAUAGCUUCUCCCACACCACCACUAUGAAAGGAACCUACAAGGUCUGCUUCAGCAAUGAGUUCUCUACCUUCUCCCACAAGACCGUCUACCUGGACUUCAGGGCCGGAGAGGAGAGACCCCUACUGCCUGACAUGAACAGAGACACUGCCCUGACACAGAUGGAGUCAGCCUGUCUGUCCAUCCAUGAGAUCCUGAAGGUGGUGUCUGACUCUCAGACCUGGUAUCGGUUACGGGAGGCUCAUGACCGCAUCCGAGCCGAGGACCUCCAUGAGCGCGUGUCCUAUUGGUCGAUGGGAGAAACCAUGAUCCUAUUCACUGUCAGCAUCGGACAGGUUCUCAUCCUCAGGAGCUUCUUCAGCGACAAGAAGGGCAGUGUUGCAGCCAACACAUAGAUACUGCUAUAUAUAUUAUUAUAGAUGAUACAUGAUAUAAUACUGGAUUAGUGUUGCAGCCAACCCAAUAUACUGUAUUACAGGUCAUCUGCCACUAGACUGGAACCUUGAUUCCCCACAACACACUGCAGUCCGACAGUUAUAUUCAAAUACUUGAGGAACCAUUCAAUCGAUAUCUGUCUGCUAUUAAGACUUUAGCUUGUGGAUUCUAGCCUCUGAAAAUGUUAAACCUAUAUUUUCUGAAGAUGAAAUACUGUGUUGCAACAGCGGUUUAGUGAUUUCAGUGAAAAUAGGUUAGCAACCUAACACACAUGGUACACCAAGCCUUUAUCUGUUGUUGUUUCAGUGGACAUUCAUUUGUGCUAUGACAUUAAUUUGUGCUAUGACAUUCCUUUGUGCUAUGACAUUCCUUUGUGCUAUGACAUUCCUUUGUGCUAUGACAUUCCUUUGUGCUAUGACAUUCCUUUGUGCUAUGACAUUCCUUUGUGCUAUGACAUUCAUUUGUGCUAUGACAUUCCUUUGUGCUAUGACAUUCCUUUGUGCUAUGACAUUCCUUUGUGCUAUGACAUUCCUUUGUGCUAUGACAUUCCUUUGUGCUAUGACAUUCAUUUGUGCUAUGACAUUCCUUUGUGCUAUGACAUUCCUUUGUGCUAUGACAUUCCUUUGUGCUAUGACAUUCCUUUGUGCUAUGACAUUCCUUUGUGCUAUGACAUUAAUUUAUUGUGUGUAAAACGUUUUGUCUGUGUCUCUCCCUCUCUCGUGUACACAGUCACACACCAUAUGUUUUACUGGCCUUGUGGGGACCUACAAUUGAUUUCCAUUCAAAUUCCUAUUUUCCCUUUCCCUAACCCCAACCCCUCAGCUUAAAAUAGCCUUUGUCCUGGUGGGGAUGUGGGAAAUGUCCCCACCAGGGAGAAUCUUCCUUGUUUUACUAUCCUUGUGGGGACUUUUGGCGAUUUCCGGUACCCAUGAGGAUAGUAACACAGUGCAUUUUGUGCUCAUAAAGUGCAAUUAAUUAACCAUAAUUACUGUCUCUAUGGAUUUGUAAUUCAAUUUGAAAAGUAAAUACCAAUACUACUGCUUUAGUUUGCUGUUACAUGCCUUAGUUGAUUAUUGACUGGUUAUUAUUGUUAAGUGCUCUUUAAACAUGAUAUACGGCUUUGAAUUUAAUUACAAUUCAAAAGACUUGUGACAUUCCAUUAAAUUAGAAGAAUAUUGUCAAAAACCUUU